CACGAGCUCGAUUUUCUUCGCGAAAAACGGUGGGGGAUUUUUCGAAAUUUUCGUUGUAAGUGAUGAAAAUGUCAUUUCCGAACGAUCGGGGUCCCUGGGACUCGAAUAAUGGUCCAGAUUACCCGGCCUACCCGCCGGAUAUAAAUGGCUACCCGGCGGCCAUUUGGGAUCCCCAUCAUUGCCUAUCAGCCCAAAAUAGCGCCCUGGGCGGCUACCCGGACAUCCUAUCAGCCUUCAAUUCGGACCUAGUGUGGCAACGCCAGCAAUGCGGCGGUCUGACGGCCAAUCGGCUGAGCAGGGGCGGCUCGUCCGGCGGCAGCCCGCCCGCCAAGAAAACCCGAAGACGGGUGGCCACCCUGGCCCAACGCAGGGCCGCCAACAUCAGAGAAAGGCGACGCAUGUUCAAUUUGAACGAGGCCUUCGACAAGCUCCGGAGAAAGGUGCCGACGUUCGCGUACGAGAAAAGAUUAUCUCGCAUAGAAACUCUGAGAUUGGCGAUAACUUACAUCAGUUUCAUGACUGAAUUGCUGCACGGCCGUCCUCCCGAUAAUCACAAGAAUUCCGAUUUGUACGCUCAAAGGGAGUACGUCCCUUACGGAUUGAUCAAUUAA
Phyllotreta striolata is the source of this 611-nucleotide messenger RNA. NCBI's taxonomy places the organism in Eukaryota, Metazoa, Arthropoda, Insecta, Coleoptera, Chrysomelidae. The record is from the annotation of a GenBank genome assembly.